Molecule: messenger RNA, 4983 nt
Organism: Linepithema humile (Argentine ant)
Lineage: Eukaryota; Metazoa; Arthropoda; Insecta; Hymenoptera; Formicidae
Gene: Enoph
Product: enolase-phosphatase E1-like
Molecular function (GO): magnesium ion binding; acireductone synthase activity
Source: RefSeq, a predicted model, not a curated record
GCCAGUGUGUUGCGAAAACUCAGCGAAAUAUAUCAUUUUUCGCGAGAUUCGCCGGCAUAUAAUUUUUUCGAAGGUAGGAGGGUUGUACACGGCAAGACCGUUCAUCGGACGUACUCGAGGGGGAGCGAGCGAUUCGCAGUACACACACUGGUAUACCGUCUACGCGCCGAUACGGGCCGCGGUUUCGUAUUCGAUGCAAACUCGUCGCGAGUUAUCGCAGAACCCGAGGCCGUCUCUGAAAAAACCGACGCAGUCGGUUAUUCGCCCGUGUCGAUUAUCAAUCGUAUCGACGUGAAUUUUAGUUGAAAAUAUCAUAUCAAGAUAAUAUAACCUUUCAAACAUUUUUCACGCAUUUUUUUGAAAGCGCUUCAAAACUUUACUUUCUCCGGAAGGUUAGGUUGGCGGACCGAAAGAACGUCCGGGCACCCGACAAACAUCGAUACGGAUCUGGUUACCGGGCAUAGCAGGGCGCGGGCCGUGCGCGGAGGGGACUCGCAAAUUCACACGCGCACACAUAGCACGUAUACAUUGGCGUACGGCCAACAGCGAAUUCGUUCGCCGGCUCCCAACAAGAACGCGUCGUCGCCGACAUACACAGCGUGAGAGCGCCAACCUAACCGAGGGGGAACAUCAUACAUAUAGAUACACCGCUAUUAAUCCUACGGUCGUGGGCGAGUCGUUCGUGGAAAUGGCCGGGGAAAAGCGCAGCCAGGAUCAAGAUGAGACCUUACUCGCGAGGACGGUGCUCGUCGACAUCGAGGGCACCACCACGAGCAUCAGCUUCGUAAAGGAAACCCUCUUCCCCUAUGUGCGUCAGAAUUUGAAAAAUUAUAUUGAAACAAAAUGGGAGGUUGAGGAGUUCAAACAAGACUAUGAAAAGUUAAAGGAGCAGGCAAAGAAGGAUGAGGAAGAUAAAUUAGAUGGCUUUGUAGCAAUUGCUGGUGAUAAGCCUGAAGAAGAGAAAGAUUCGCUUUUAAAAAACAUUCUGUGGCAAAUGGAUAACGAUCGUAAAACAGGCGCGUUGAAACAAUUGCAAGGACAUAUGUGGCGUGAAGCAUAUGAAACAGGCGCAGUUAAAGCUCAUGUUUAUGAAGAUGUUCCGAAAGCAUUUGAAUUAUGGACGAACGAUGCGAGAAAAAUAUAUGUUUACUCAAGCGGUAGUGUUGAAGCGCAAAAGCUCCUUUUUGGACAUUCUAUAAAUGGCGAUUUGCUGAAGUAUUUCAGUGGUUUCUUUGAUACAGAAGUAGGUGCCAAGCAAGAAUGUGAUAGCUAUAAAAACAUAUUAAGUAAAAUUGACGAGAAACCAUCUAAUGUUGUUUUUCUUACUGAUGUUGUAAAAGAAGCCGCAGCUGCCAAGGAAGCAGGUAUAUCAACAGUUAUUGUAGUACGUGAGGGUAAUGCCGCUUUGACUGAUGAAGAAAAACUUACAUAUACGACUAUUAAAUCGUUCUUGGAUUUGACAUUUCAAACAUCUACGAAACGGCAAAAGUUAGAAACAACGGAUGAAAAAGUUGACGAAGGUACGACUGGCAACAGUGAACCAAUGGAUACUUCUGAAGAUGUAGAAAUGACUGACGUCAGCGAUAAAAAAGUCGAAAAAAACGAUGCGAAGGAAACGAUUAAAUCGGAAGAAGCGGAAUGUGCAAAGAAGCAACUAUCAGAAGAUGCUUCGACUUCCGCGGCGCAAAAGGAAGAACCAGUGGCGAUUGAAAAAGAUUCUUCAAAUUCUGAACGUGAGACUCCAACUACAGAAUCAAAUGAUGCCAAAUCUAAGGAUAAGAUUGAAGAUACAAGUUCCUCUGAAGGUGCGAAGCAGACUAUGAAGGAUGGCGCUGCGACGUUAGCCAAAAAAGACAGCGAUAAAGUCACACCAGAAAAGACUGAAGAUAACUUAGAUGUAGCCGCAACUGAAGUUACUCCCGAUGACUCCAUGGAUGUAUCUGUGCCAGAGACUGUGUCAAAAUCUGAAAAUACUUCCACGUCUUCCGAGAAAAAGACUGAAGACUCCAUAGACGUUGCGAAAGAUGCCCAGGCUGAAGUAGCCGAUAAAACUCAAAAGGUUGAAAGUAACGAAAAGGUAGAUGACGGACCGCAGUCACAAACUAGUGACAAAAAUGAUAAACCUGAAGAAAGCUUGAAAACGGAAAAGGAGGAGGUUAAAGAAAAAUCAAAGAUUGUUUCCGGCACGUCUGAAAGCAAGGAUAUUUUAGCAAAGAGUGAACAAGAAGAAGUAACAAAAAUGGAAACAACUGCGGCAGAAAAUGGUGAGAUUACAGAGCCAGCUGUGGAAAAAACCACAGUACCGCCAAAGGUAACAGACACGGAAGCAACAACCAGUACGACAGAUGUUAAAAAAGAAGCAACGACUGAAACACCCGUGGAGAAAAGUUUGGAAACAGUCGCAGAAUCCGAAAAGGCGGAUGAAAAGACGCCCCAAGGCAUAAAAGCGGAGGAAACGGUAGCAACUGAUGCUGAGAAACGUGAAAACGAACCUACGAAGGAUGCAAUGAAGGAAGAGGAAGCGGCGGCAGCGGCAGUGAAAGAAGAGAAUGUGGUAGACGCGAAGGACAAAAAUACAGUGGACUCGGAAAAGCAAAAGCUUAACGGAACCACGCAAAACGGAGAUACAGAUGUGCCAGUGUUGGAUGGCAAAUUACAUAGUAACGGACUGAACGAAGGGUCAUCGAAGGAGACGACGAGCAAGGAGGCGGCAGCGCAAAACGGUGAGCCGGAAAGUUCGUCAGAAAAUAGUGCCGAGUCUAUAAAAGUUAAAAAGGUCGUCGAUUCCACCGUAGCUGACGGUGCCGGAGAACCCGACGUUGUUCCUCCUGUAGUUGUAGCGGCGACGUCUUAACUUUGUUCUUAUACAGUUUAAGGAGCCCUUCAUGCAUAACCCCAAUCCACAAGUACUUAUUCGCAGGUAUAAACUGAUAUAAAUUGAUUCCAUAUACUUUACGUAAAUCGUACCGCGUCAACGACGUCGUUACUUUAAGAUGUAGUUCGUAAAACUACCGUUCGUUUCGGCGACUAUAACUAAAGGGGAAAAAAGAAAUAGCAGGAUGAUACGAAAGACGCUUGAGAUUUGAUUUGAUUGUUUCUUAGGUACCACGAUAUAACUGUACAUUUUACUCUUUUUGGUGGCGAAACAGGCUGUUUCUAUUCGUAUGACAUCGAUAUCGUUAGUGUUUUAUGUUGACUCGUAUAUAUACUGAAUUACGUUCCCUAUAUCGUGAAAGUCGACUUAUAUUGUUAGUUCCAAUCACAUGUGCUUUCCCUAAUAAUGAUUCAUCUUCGAUUAUUGACGAUUUUUAUGAGGGAAGACAGUGACCUAUGACGAUUCAACUUGCAAAACUUUCUUAGCUGUAAUUUCGCGCGUGAUCGGUCUAGAAGUAAUCGAACGUCAUCGGUCGUAAUAGAUGUUUUUGAGAAUCUUUUUUCCAGCGCUACUAUUACUUUUUACACGACAUAUAUUGACGUCUCUUUUAUACCGCCUAAACAGAACGAUUAUACGUGAAAACUAAUAGGAUAGGAUCCCAAUAUAGUUGCAGUAUGUUAAAAUAUCGAUUACAUCUGUGCCAAAUAAAUUUCGCAGUUCGAAGUCUGACUUUCUUCUUUGGUUUUUUUUUUCUUGACGAUUUGAUAUACAUAUAUUAUUAACUAAUCGAUGUUUUAUUUUACUGCUAUAAUCAUUAAACUGACUAAUUAAUUUAAGACUGAAUUUGCAACGCCUUGAACAGUCUCUGGCCUUUAGAUUAUAUCAUGGACUUUCAUCGCACACAACGUAUUUAACUUUGAGAACUGAUAAAACAAUGCAUUUCGUAUCUAAAUAUUAUAAUUACUGUGGAUACAUCGCGCAGUAAUAUUCACUCGAUUGCGUUAAGUUUUGCUCAUUGCGUUUUUGUUGUAGAAGAUAAUUAGAAAUUUUUUAAUCAUAGGGCUUUUAUGCAUCGAUACGCUUUCUGCCAUCGUUUGUCUGCCUAACAUGGUUCGCAUAAUGUCAUUUUCUUUUUCAUAAUGGACGUUACAAUACGUAAUCGAUAACGAGUUAUGUCGCGAAAUAUUUUGUCGAAAUGUUUGAAACUUUUAUUUUGAUAUUCUAUUGUGCAAGUUAAUUUGGAAUCGAUUUUAGAGGCGAAUGAUUCUAAAUUGGUUACUUGAUUAAAUUGACCCGGUGAUUAUAAUUGAUGUUACGUAACCAAUUAGAUCCACUCUCUUCUAUAUUGAAUUGUGACGAGAUUUGAAAAGAUAAAAAAGUACUCGCGGAAGAGCAUAUCGAUUCGUAGAUUUACUCUGUCAUUCCUGUAAAUUGAUAGAUGCAAAGUCCACGCGUAAUGCUUAUUACAUCAUCGCGCUUAAAUGUAAUCCAAGUGGAUAAGCGAUAGCAAAUCGAACAUUGUAAUUUUGUAUCGAUUACUUCACUUAAAUUACAAUAUAGUAAUAUAAAUUUAUUACGCGUAGACUUUUGCGCAUUUUUGUGAUGCUCAAUAUGGUUUUAAACCGCACAUAUAAACAUUAUAUUAGAAAAUAACAAUAGCGAUUAAAAUGGGAUCGCGUUUUCGGCAUAGAAUUGAUUAUUAUUACGUUUACUGUUAUUCAUUAUGUCCAUUCCUUAAAUUGUCUGUGAUUUUAAUGUGAAUAUUGAUAGAAAUAGGUUCUCUCCCGAAACGAUUCGUUGUUAUCAAUGCGCGAAGACGAUUGUCUUUGUUUGGUGAUAUUCCGUUGCGAUUAUUAUUUUUAUUCGGAUAUAGCAUGCCCGCGUCUAGUCGAGAUCACUGGCGGAGAUUUCUAUAGAUCGAUAGACGAUUUCGCAUCGUUCAUUUAUGUUACGUUCGCCGACUAUGCUAGGGAGACCGCGAUGAAAGGAACACGACGUGUCUCAAAUGUCUACGCAAGUACGCGUAUAACAAAGCGAACGGGAAACCGAUACUGAGCAAACACAAUUUGAUAUUUUACAAUAUAUAUACUCUUGACAGACCUCGCAUA